Molecule: messenger RNA, 3249 nt
Organism: Nezara viridula (southern green stink bug)
Lineage: Eukaryota; Metazoa; Arthropoda; Insecta; Hemiptera; Pentatomidae
Source: the annotation of a GenBank genome assembly
CUGUAGUCUGUAGUGGGGUUGUUCGAAUUUUCGGUCGGUCUUAUCAAUCCUGGAAUAGAUUUUUUAUGAAAUUAAGUAUGACAUUUUAUUGAAGUAUUACAUUGUAGAAUGAACAGGAAAGUCCAUUCAUGAAUUGAAGAUAAUUCAAUUAUAUCAAACUGAAAAUUCAUUUAGUAGUUCCUUAAUCAUGUUUUCUGGACUGACAAGUCAAGUAUCCUCAUGGAUGGGGAAAAAAAACGAGGAAGAAGUCAAAUCCGAAGAGCCAAUAGUAGGUGAAGAAUCUCCUACAGCAAAUAAUGAUGAAACUCAGCCAGAAGCUGAGGUGAAAAAAGAAACAAGUGCAGGAGGUAGCAGAUUGAUCGGCUCUGUGAAGAGUCAGAUGUCCUCAGUGUCUUCUUGGCUCUCCAGGAAGGAAGAACCUCCGGUCCCAGCACCCGCUCCCAUACCUGAAGAACCACCGUCUUCACCAGUUGUCAAAGAAGAUGACGAUUCAAGCGCGACCGGAGGAGCAGAUAGUGAAGCGGGUGGAUCAGAAGGUUCAGGAACCCCAAUUGAUGACCCAGGUGCCCAAAACUUCGGAGCUGCUACCACAAAAGCCCUGGCAGGAGCGAAGUCCCUUGGUAACCUCCUCUACUCAGCUGUUAACAAAGCUGGAAAAACUGUCAGCGAGGCGUCGGCCAAAAUCAAGAAAACUGUAGAAGAAAAUAGCAUUCUUGGUGAAUUUAAUAAAGAACAGGAACAAUUCAUCAAAGAAAAAAAUAAGAAUGGAGGAGCACCAGUACCACCAUGGGUUGGUUGUCCAAACCAAGAAGCUCUCAGAGAAGAAUGCUUAGCAUUGUCUACUGAUAGGAGAAAUUUUGUUCGAGCACCACCUGAAGGAGUUGAGUUUUCAUUUGAUAUGGAACGAGAAUUCUCUGUCUGUCAGGCUAUUUUGCAAGAAGACCCUAAUCUUGAAAAAAUGAGAUUCGAGCUAGUACCUAAAAUUAUAAAUGAAGAAAAUUUCUGGCGUAAUUAUUUAUAUCGGGUGAACCUUAUUUGUCAAGCUGCAGAAGUCAGUAAUAUGGCUGAAAGUGCUAAUGUUGGAGGCGGUCCAACAGAAACAUCUGCAGGAGAUGUAAGAGGGUUGGCUGAAACUGGCUUUGUCUCUGAAGAAUUCCCUGCUAGUUCUGAAGAUAUUAAAGAGGUCCAAGAAGGAAUGAGAAAACUGGGCAUCAAAACGGACCAAGAGAGUCAAGAAUGGGAGAAGGAGCUUGAAGCUGAGCUGCAAGACUAUGAGAUGGUUGGGGACAAAUCUAUUGGAAAUUCUGAUCUUAUAGAUUCAGACAUUGAUGACUUGAAGUAAUGAUGCGCAGACAGAAUUUUUGAUGUUUGAAGAUCCUUGAUUAAUUUGAUAUGUUAAACUGUGAUGAAGCAAAGUAAAUUUAAAUCACAAUUUGUUUGGCUUAGUUCCAUUUAAAAGGAGUUUUACUGGUAUGAUGUAAUAUGUUUCAUGUUUAAUGGUUUUAAGAGUUUUCAUUGUUAAUAAUUAUAAAAUGUAAUUGAAAAUUUCCAUUAAUUUAAAAAACUUCUAAUCGGAUAAGAUAAGGAAAAAUUAAUUUUUAUUUCUAACUAUGUUUCUUCAAUGGUGAAAGUUGUAUUACAUGAAAAAAGUAGAUUAUUGGAGAUUUUAUUACAAAUAUGAUCGUUGGAUAAAAUCUUAGUAUGCAAAAUCUAAAUAUUUUAUAUAAAGAACUAAAAAUAUUGCUUUUAAAGUUGAAUAAUUACUACCAAUAGUAUGUUAACUUUCACCAUUUGUUAUUGAAUUCAUAGAUUUUUUUUGUUUUAUAUUUAUACCUUGAGCAUGGAAAUAGAAAGUCAUUUCAUUACUAAUAUGAAAAGUGGCUUUGCAUUGUUGAUUUAUUACUGUUGUUUAAUUAUAUUUCCAAUAUAUUAAGUAAAAAAUAUAUAUAUAUUGAAGAAUAUAUAUAAAAUUAUAUAUAUAAAUAUAUAUAUAUGUAUAUUGUAAAAAAUUAAUGUUAGCUUUGAGCAAGUAGUAAAUGUUUUUUAUAAAUACAGUGAAUAAAGGUGAGAAUCGGUCUGCAGUAAAAGCAGUCUAGAGCUGAUUCUCGCUUAAAUUUAAGUCUUCUAAACCUUGAUGAGUUUUCCUCACUGAAUAGCUAUACUCUUGUAUCAAUGUAGGCAUUGUUCUUUUUCUUAUCUAUGUUGUUACCAUCAGUGUAGAGGAUCAAGUCCUUGCAUCUCAUGUAUCUAUAUAAUUAUAUUAUAUUAGUAAUAAUAAUGAAUAAGACAAUAAAGUGUUUUGAAAUGUAAUGCGAUAUUGGCCAAUGGUGUAAGAUCUUAACAGGCUAAUGAUCUCUAUUGGUAUGCUAUUUUAAAAAAGAAAUACACCUCAAGUGUUUGCUAUAUAGAAUGUUUUAUCAGCUUUUAAAGACCAUAUUAAAAUAUAUAAUUUGGCAUUUGGUGUGACAUACUUGUAUAUAAUUAUAGUUUGUACAUAUGUAUUAAUUUUUAUUUUUAAUUUCCAGGAUGGACAGUUAUCUGGAAUAAUUUGUGUAUCCUAUUAUGAUUUUUCGCUUGUCGAAUCAUGAAAGCCUUACAUUUAAAAAAUAUAUGUUUUAAAUUGUUAUUACCUCAUUUAUAGUGAAAUGAUUGUACUUUGUAAAAAUAAGGUAUUUUACUCUCAUUUUUGAAUUUUAUUGUGUCUAUCUAAUAGGCAUGAGAUCUGUUUGUCAUUUGAAAGAAAGGAUGUGUGACAUAUUUUUUACAUGAAGCGAGUUGUAGCAAAGUUUUGUUUGUUGUAAAAAUGUUUUCGGAAUAAGAGUGUUUUUCAUGCCAUUGUAAAGAGCAUUAGCUCUGUGGGAAGUAUUGUUAGUAUUGUCUUCUUAUCAGCUGACCACAGGUCAUAAUAAAGGUCCGAUCCUGUGAAGAAAAAAAAUAAUUACUCUAGAAACCCAAAACACUUCACUAAUUUUUUUUUUACAGCACUUGGUAAUUCCGGGAUUCAAGUUGGUCAAUUGUAUCCCUUUCAAAUUACUAUAGUAAAUAAUGUAAUUUAAUUGGUCUUGAAAAAGAAAUUAUAUAGUUGUAUCAAGGGCACUAAAUAAGUAAGCAAUUUAGUAAAAAAAAAUGUGAUUUAUUAAUGAUAUAUUAAUAUGUUUUGUGCAGCUAGUCUGACCAUGCUUUGGUCCACAAUUUGUUAUCCCAUCUAUAUAUAUGUAUACAUAUAAUAUAUAUUGAUUAGUACUAAUU